This is a messenger RNA of Penicillium malachiteum, 1455 nucleotides long. RefSeq names its product alpha-mannosyltransferase. The record is from RefSeq and is a predicted model, not a curated record. Gene Ontology annotation, cellular component: Golgi apparatus. The transcript has a single exon. Gene Ontology annotation, molecular function: alpha-1,2-mannosyltransferase activity. NCBI's taxonomy places the organism in Eukaryota, Fungi, Ascomycota, Eurotiomycetes, Eurotiales, Aspergillaceae. The coding region runs from base 1 to 1455 and encodes 484 amino acids. Gene Ontology annotation, biological process: mannan biosynthetic process.
AUGACUCGUCGUUUCCGAAUCGUGAUUGCAUUGAGUCUUGCUGCUUUAUCGAUCUGGUAUCUGACUGGAUUGAAUACACCUCGGCAUCACCCGAUCCCAAUAGUUAACAAUUCCCCAAGAGUUGAUCCUCAUAAUGUGACAGAACACAUUGAUUUCUGGCGCCAGUUUCAGUCCCUAUUGAUGGAAUAUGAGCCAAAAUGCAAGCCCCCAAAACGAACUACCAAUGCGCCAACAACGGGAUUCAAUGCGUUUGAGGCAGGUCCUCGUCCGGACCUAAUAAAGAUGAAGACUCGGGAUUUGGCACGGAUGAAGAAAGCACAUGGAGAAUUUGUUGAUGCAAUUCAACUAAACCCACCAGCUUUAUCAUACACACCUGGAACAAGGGGCUUGGUCACCACUGCGGGAGGCUCAUAUCUCCCUGUUCUCGUGAUUUCUUUGCGCAUGUUACGUCGCACCGGAUCCCAGCUCCCAAUGGAAGUUUUCUUGGCCACUCCCGAUGAAUAUGAAGAGUUCAUAUGCGACCAAGUCUUGCCUUCACUGAAUGCGAAAUGCGUGGUGUUGUCUGAAAUCACCAACGCAGUGCGACGCGCUCGAAAGAUCGAAAAAUAUCAGCUCAAGCCAUUUGCAAUGCUGUUUUCCUCCUUUGAAGAGAUCUUAUUUCUGGAUGCUGAUGCGUUCCCAAUCGCCAAGCCGGAAUCCCUAUUCGAGCAGGAACCCUUUCAAAGCACCAAGCUACUUACCUGGCCCGACUUCUGGGCAUCUUCUGCCUCCCCGUAUUACUAUCAGAUUGCUUCGCAGAAGAUUCCUCCCAUGACAUCCCGUCAGUCAACCGAAUCUGGGGAAGUUCUCAUCUCCAAGAAAACACAUCUGAAAACCCUUCUCCUCUGCACAUACUAUAAUUUCUGGGGUCCAACGCAUUAUUACCGUCUUCUCUCUCAGGGUGCAGCAGGCGAAGGAGAUAAAGAGACAUUCAUCUCAGCCGCCACAGCUGUAGGCGAGUCGUUUUAUCAAGUUAGCGAAUCUAUCUGUGCUAUGGGACACAGAACAGAGGGUGGACUUGCUGGGUCUGCAAUGCUCCAGUUCGACCCGGUUGAAGAUUAUCGACUUGUCCAGGCAGGAAAAAUCCGUGUCAAGGGUGCGUCAGCACCUGCACCUCGUCCAUUUUUCAUUCAUGCCAACUUCCCAAAAUUCAACCCUGCUACUGUAUUUUCAAAGCAAGCUGUAAAUCCCGCUUUCAACGACAAUGGGACAUACACAAGGGCGUGGAUGAUUCCUGAGGAUAAGAUUGAAGCAUUUGGCUUUGAUGUUGAGAAGCAAUUCUGGGCGGAUAUCCUUUGGACAGGAUGUGAACUAGAGAACAAUUUUCGAGCCUGGGAGAACAGAACGGAUAUCUGUGCGGGGGUGAAGAAGUAUUGGACAGCUCAAUUUGGAUCGGAGGAUCCAGCCACUGUAUGA